Molecule: messenger RNA, 1823 nt
Organism: Penaeus vannamei (Pacific white shrimp)
Lineage: Eukaryota; Metazoa; Arthropoda; Malacostraca; Decapoda; Penaeidae
Product: probable cytochrome P450 49a1
Molecular function (GO): iron ion binding; monooxygenase activity; heme binding
Source: RefSeq, a predicted model, not a curated record
AACUAUCCUAAAAUGUGUGUUUUCGUUCAGUGGGUCGAGCCUAUCACUUCCCAUCACCCCUCCGCCUAUCCAGUGCGUGUUCUCUGCAUUCUCAUUAACCCGACGCCCUCCCGCUAUGGCGUCGUUCCCGAAGCAGAGGGCGCUAUGGGCGUCCCUCUCCAGACGAGCCCUCAUCUCCCGCCCUCUCGUGACCUCCAGCAUCCAAGGUCAGAUGGCAGUUCCCCUCGAGGACGAGCUGAGAAGUGCCAAACCCCUUUCGGAAAUGCCCGGACCGAAGGCAUAUCCCGUGAUUGGUUCUUUCCCUGACAUGUUCAAGCAGUUCGACCCCAAAGCAUAUCACAAGUACUACCUGGGAGCCUGUGCCAAAUACGGUUCCACCUUCCGAAUGGUAGUGCCUGGCUUCGGCCCUAUGGUAUUAACGACCAAGCCCGACGACUGUGAGAAGCUACUACGCAUUACUAUGCACAACCCCCUCCGCCUGCCCAUGGCUUCCCUGAAGGCGGUGAGAGACAAUGCCGUCGAGGACUUCUUCGAGAAAAAGGGAGGGAUACUGGUCGAGAACGGAGACGAGUGGUGGAGAGUGCGGAGCAGAGUCCAGACCCCGAUGAUGAAACCAAAGGUAGUGGGGACUUAUCUUCAACAGAUGGAUCAAGUAUCAGUCGAAUUCAUGGACAGGAUCGCAGAAAUGCAGGCAGAACACGGGGAAAUGCCAAGUAACUUCCAGUUUGAACUGUAUAAAUGGGCACUCGAAUCCGUUGGUCUGGUGGCACUGAAUCGCCGUCUAGGAUGCCUUAAUCCUAGCAUCCACGAGGAUUCGGAUGCUCUGAGGCUGAUUGAGAUCGUCAAUGACAUAUUCCAAGCCCUGAACGAUACUGAAACAUCAUUGGGACUGUGGAAGCUUUUCCCAAUCAAACCGUACAAGAAGCUGAAAGAGAGACAUGAACAAUUCUUAGACAUUGCAGUCCGUAGCAUUCAGCAGACAGAGGCCAGUAUUUUGGCACAGGAUCCUGACAUUGACCAUGAAGUGUCCUUGAUGGAAUCGCUUCUCAUGACGGAAGGACUCACGAAGAAGGACGUCGUCACACUGAUCCUGGACAUGUUGUUUGCAGGCAUUGAUACGACUUCCCACACGCUUGGGUUUACUCUCUACCAGCUGGCACGUAACCCCGAGAUCCAAGCCAAGUUGCAGGAGGAGGUAGACACAGUCCUGGGUGAUCACGAGGGUCCACUCCUUCCCAAACACAUGGCGCAGUUCUCAUACAUGAAGGGAGUGAUCAAAGAAACCCUGAGGAUAUUUCCAUUGACUCUUGGUGUGGGAAGGACUGUAGACAAGGACUGCGUGCUUUCAGGGUACGCCAUUCCGAAAGGGACCGUAAUACUUGCCUUAAGCAUGGUCUCGGCCUGGGAUGAGAAGUACUUCCCGCGAGCCAAGGAGUUCAUCCCGGACAGGUGGCUGCGCGGGCGGCCUCUGGGACCCAUCCACCCGUACGCCUCCCUCCCCUUCGGCGCCGGCACCAGGAUGUGCAUCGGCAGGAGGAUCGCGGAGCAGGAGAUGUACACCUUCCUGGCGAGGACAAUGCAGCGGUACUCGGUGGACUACAAAUACAAGGACGUGGACAUCCUCACCCGCCUCGUCUUCGUGCCGUCGGAGCCUCUCAGGUUUAGCUUCACCGAGCGCAGGAAGUAAGGUUCUUGAGAGCAAAGGUUCUUCAGGCUUUCUUCAUGACCAUCCAGUUUGAUUUUGUUCACAACCUUCAUGACCCAGUAUGGCCACUGUCGUAAUUUUCUCUCAACCCGAUAACAGUUUAUAUAUAUAUAUAUAU